UUAAGUGUGUAAUGUCAAUUUGACAAUUUUGAUGUCAACCGCACACAUUUCAUUGUGCAACCAAAUAAAUCCGCUACGAGCCUUUGAAUGUGAGCUCAUCUUGGCAGGCAACAAGUCUGAAGUGGUGGAGUUAAUAUAAAAAACUUAAACAAAAUAAAUAAUUAUGUUGCUACAACAAUUCACCCGCGCAUUCCACACGACGCGUCUAGUGUUCGCCGGUGCUGAAAAGAGUGCCUUGGCAGCGUUGCGCAAGAAGACCGGCUACACAUUUGCCAAUUGCAAAAAAGCGCUUGAGAUGCAUAAUAAUGACAUCAAUUUGGCAGAAAAAUGGUUAAAUGAGCAGGCCCAAAGUCUUGGUUGGUCAAAGGCUACGAAGCUGGCAGAACGUGCCACAGCUCAAGGUUUAGUAGGCGUAUUGAUCCAUGGCAAUAUCGGUGCUAUGGUUGAAGUAAAUUGUGAAACAGAUUUUGUUGCACGCAAUGAGCAUUUUAAGAAUUUUGUCGAUCAUGUGUCUCGCAUUUGUGCUAAAUACACGGAGACUACAGAUUUCGAUGGUGAUUUAUGGAAGCUCGGAUUUGAAGCUGAUGCACUGAAGAAUCUUCGCACUACAGAUGGUAAAACUCUUGGCGAUCACCUAGCCUUGCUUAUUGGUGCUGUUGGUGAAAAUACAUCAAUCAAACGUGCGAUAUGUUUUAAAACCAGUAAUGAUAUGCAACUGGCUGGAUAUGCGCAUCCAACUUCCACGACUACAACUGUUACCGAGAACACUACACAAAUAGGAAAAUAUGGUACAAUUGUUGCCUUCCGUGGUACUGGCUUGGAUGAAGAAUUGCAAAAGAAUAUUUGCCAGCAUAUUGUUGGGCUCAAUCCAGUAAAGAUUGGCGAAGAGGGAAAAGAUAAACCAGUAGCUAAUAAAGAUGAUGAGACUUGCCUUAUACAUCAAGAGUAUUUGCUCGACUCUGAGCGCACUGUAGGCGAAGUGCUUAAGGAGAAUAAUGUCGCUAUUAUUGACUAUCAACGUUAUGAAUGUGGUGAGGCUACAAAGAAUGAACGUUUGGAGCAGGCUGAACUAAGUAAUUAACUGCUUUGCUCCACAUGUAUUGUUGAAUAAAAAAUAAUUAAAAAUA
Molecule: messenger RNA, 1127 nt
Organism: Ceratitis capitata (Mediterranean fruit fly)
Lineage: Eukaryota; Metazoa; Arthropoda; Insecta; Diptera; Tephritidae
Gene: mEFTs
Product: elongation factor Ts, mitochondrial
Exons: 4
Coding region: 164-1081 (305 amino acids)
Biological process (GO): mitochondrial translational elongation
Cellular component (GO): mitochondrial matrix
Molecular function (GO): translation elongation factor activity; protein binding
Source: RefSeq, a predicted model, not a curated record